AUGCUGAGGCGGGCCGCCUGCACCAUCUGUUUCACAACUGCUACAUGGGUGCCAGACCACCAGGUGACUGUUGCUGGGGUGGGCGUGGUGCCGGUGUGUGCACCAUUUGCCAGAAUUUUGUGUACAGUAUGUGGCGGCCUUGUGGACAGACAUUUGGCUGGAGCCUGCGGUGCCAAAGUGCCAGGGCAGGGAGGGUGUGUGCAAUUGUGCCCGUAUGUUGCUCGAUGGGGGAGUUUGGGGAUUUUGAUUACAGACAACAACGAAUGUGGCCAGCACAAAAAUGUUCUCUAUUACUGGGGUGGGGAGCAUGCGCCAUUUUGA
Messenger RNA from Ostreobium quekettii, 321 nucleotides. The record is from the annotation of a GenBank genome assembly. Lineage: Eukaryota; Viridiplantae; Chlorophyta; Ulvophyceae; Bryopsidales; Ostreobiaceae.